GCCAUCCCAUGUGUAUGUGACUUUCUUUCUUCAGCGGAACACAUUUGAAGAAAAAUAUCUCCGUAAAAUGCAAGUGGAUUGGGAUCAGACCUUUGAAGCUCCAAAAAAUCACAGACAGUCAGCCUAAACAAUAUAUGACUCCAGUGGUUAAAUUAAUGUCUUUUGAAACGAUAAGAGCACUUUUGGUGCAAAAAAGAUAAAUAUUUAAGUACUUUUUUAACUAUAAACCAUCGCUUCUGGUCAGCAGUAUGCUUGUUCAUGCCACAAGAGGGCUGAGUUAAUACGGUCUCUUGUAUGAUGUAUUUGUGUUGGCAUUUAUGGAUGUAAUCUCACGUUCUUCUCAGUUGAGACAUCAAGGAUAAGCACACAAAUGCACCAUUGUGAGGAAAUAAACAGAUACAAAUACAGAUCUAAACCAAAACCAACAAAGCUUCUGUACAGCGUUCCUCCUCCUCGGUUGCAAACAGUGCUGCUCUUCCGGGUGUGUCGAACGUGCAUCAGUUCUCACGUGAACAUGUCAACGCAUUUGUCACAUGCAUUCUGCUCUGGCCGGAAGCGAUGCCUUACAGUUAAAAAACUACUUAAAUAUUAAGUACAUUUUUAAAACUUUUUUGCACCAAAAGUGAUCGUGCCACUUUAGAAGACAUUAAUUUAACCACUGGAGUCAUAUGGAUGCCAUUUAUGCUGACUCUGUGAUUUUUGGAGCUUCAAAGGAUUGAUCCACAUCCACUUGCAUUUUAAGGACCUGCUGAGCUAAGUAUUUUAAUAUUUUUCUGCAAACGUGUUCAGCAAAAGAAAAACAAAGUCAUAUACAUCUUUUUGUAUAGUUUAUCCAGUCAGAAUUUAUUCCUUGAUGCUUACAAGUGUGAAAACUGUUUCAAAAAUCGCAUGCCCGAAGCCGAGCUCCUUAGCCGAAGCAGUGUGUGAGUCUGAGCUCCACAGAAUUCCUCAACAGUGCAAAUGAAUGGGCAACUGAACUCAGAUUGUCAGAUUCAUCAGCAAAUCAGAUUUGUUUAUUUGUUCUUGGUGGGUGUGAUCUUUAGGAAAUAUCCCGAGGCCUUCUAGCUGGCCUUGAGUGACAAUCACACUUAGAGUGUUGUAUGUAAUUCAAGAGCAAAAAGCGUGAGAUCAAGCUGUCUGACGAGUUGGCUGUCAUCACUGCUGGGAUUGCCUUUGAGAAAGAGAUCCUUAUGUAUUUAAAAACCUGAGAUGUUCUGCAUGACUGUGUGAUUGCUUAAUCAGUCCUCCUUUCCUGUUUAAUACAUUUUCACUUCAAGCAAAUUGGUAAGUGCUUUUUGCAUUGUUAUAGCAACCUCAGGAGUUUUCUAAGUGUAAAUUAGGCUGCUUGAGUAUUCAGUGUCAGUUUUGAAAAGUAGUGCUGCAUUCCAUUCAACUCGGAAAGUCAGAUUUGACAACUUCCUACUAGGAAAAGUGCAGUUCUGACUGUAAGUGCAUCUUAAAGUCAGAAUUACAACUUGUAGGCUCCUGCAGAAAAUCUCAACUCUGAUUUCACCGAGAUGCAGGGGCAUGAUGUCACACAAACUCUAGGGAGAUAUACAAAGUAAGUGAUAAACAUUCACUUUAUUAGUAAUAUCUAUAAAUUUGUUUGUUUCCAUAUGACAUGAUAUUAAAGCUUGUUUAACAAACGCCUGCAGAAACAGGUUGUGACAGGGCGGAGGGCGGGGCCGGGUCAUGAUUUUACACACCCAGUCCCUUAUCAGGCUAAUCAAGCCUCCGAGAGGGAUAAAGGCCGACUGUGGAUGGUGGUGCGACAGAGAGAGAAUGUUUACGGGCAGUUGUCUGUCCUAUGUGUGUGUUUGUGUUGUUUGGUUUAUUUCUUUAUUAAACUAUUAUUAAUUUUGUUUCCAUUGAACUGCUUUACACAGGUGUAUAAAACAUUAUAAUCUCUUUUGAUAACCGUACACCUGAAGCACAAAUGCUAGCGAUGCAGCAGUUGGGUUGCUAGGAGACAUCUCUAAUGAGAGUCAAACUCCUGCUAAGCUAACAGUUCCGAAUACCCGGUAAUGGAAUGCAUUUAUGGUCGGAGAUAUCAAGUAGGAAUAUCCCACAUCCAACUUGAAUGGAACACAGCAUAAUCCUGUACCCUGACAAAACAAAAUGUAUUGCAAGCAACAUUUAAACAUUUCAAAUGCAAAUACAGUAUCUCACAAAAGUGAAUACACCCCUCACAAAUAUUUGUAAAUAUUUGAUUAUAUCUUUUCAUGUGACAACACUGAAGAUAUGACACUUUGAAUACAAUGUAAAGUAGUGAGUGUACAGCUUGUAUAACAGUGUAAAUUUGCUGUCCCCUCAAAAUAACUCAACACACAGCCAUUAAUGUCUAAACUGCUGGCAACAAAAGUGAGUACACUACUAGGUGAAAAACUCCCAAGUUAUUUUUGGCUACAACAAAGAGUUUGCAGCAAAACUAAUUUGCAUGGGAAAAGUUAUGAGUGGUGGAUUCAAAUUUUUUUGUAAGGGUGUACUAGUGGCGUAGAAAUAACACGCUCAUUGAAGAAGAAAAUAGUUCAGGGUCAACUUUUGAAGUUGUUGGCUGUCAGAAAAACUAAAAAGUGAAAACAUUAGACAAACAGGCUUCUAUUAUGAAUUGUGGAACACUUCCACGUACAGGAAAAAGGUGGACCUUAUUCAGAAUAUCUACUGUAAUGGAAUAUUCAUUUAUUUAUACAGUUUUAUAAAUGUGUGCUUGUCCAAACGAAGGUAAUUCUGGGUGAUAUGAGACAGGCAGUUGCAAAUAAAAAAAAUUUCUUAAGUUAAUAAACACAUUUUUGAAGUGAGGAAGUUACAAACAUGAAAAUAAAUUAAUAUACAUAUGGGUGAAAACAUUGAUCAAAUCAUACUAUUCAAAGCACUUUCAUGUUCUGUAUUUUGCUAAUUUGUUAAUUCGGAAAAUCAUGUGCAUCAAGUAAACACAGUCAUUGCUUUAAUUAGUUUUUUCAUUGUGCAAUGACUGUUUCAUGUUUUACCACUGCCUGAAAGGUAAAGUAACUUUUAUACAACAUAUACAAGGUACAGUAUACAGUAUGCAAAUCAUAAAAGUUGCUGACUUUUGUAUUGAACACAGUGAGUUCUCAAUUUCUAAAUGACUUCAGGCUACCUACGUGACUUGAUCUUAAGAUGUCUACUGUCAGUAUACCCAUGUGUGUCCCAGUAUGCAUGGGACAUUACUUGUCCCUUUACUUUGAGCCAUAGCUCACCAAAAGUGUCACAUUAUUUUUCCACAAAUAGCUAGGGAAGCUCAAGCAUGCAUUUGAUUCAACAUAUAAAAGUGAAUGAUUGUACAUUCAAAAAAAUCUAAUCAAAUAAAAAAUAAAAGCUGGAGACACAUAGACUGAGCUUGACCUUCCUGAAAUUUUACAGGAAGUCACAGGCACAUCAGCCAUGCAUGAGGUUAAUACAGUAUUUAUCCCAAGCGUCGAUGUUGUGUGUCAUUUUAACCACAUGGUGAUGCUCUGAUAUUAUGAAUAAGAAUAUUUCCUCAUCACUUUUUGCUAUGCAUGAAUACGAAUUCCAAAUGUCCUGUCUUCAUAAUAGUUAGUUUAUUCACUCUCAGUGUUUCGUUCAUAUCUGACCAGUGCUUGCUUUUUAUUGACAGGAACAAAAAGAAGAUCUGUUGUUAUUAAAAAUCUUGUGAUAUUUGGGUGUGCAUAUUGAAGCUGGGAUAAACCUUUUUAAAAUACAUCGGAUUUUAUGCUCUAAUCGUUGUGUAUUUAGAUGUCUUUUUUCCGUCUCGGAAUGUUUAAUCAUGAAUACAGUGAGGCAGUGCUGUAGAGGAGACUACACGCGCCUCAUAUGGUCUUCCUGUCUCGUGACGCAGUUCGUCUGGAGGGGAGGCGCGCGGUAGCUACGGUAUAAAAUAGAGGAGACACUCCGGUACAACAGCACUGUGACAGAACACAGUUGUUAGAAUCAUGGAGACACUGAGGAAUACCUCUUACCCAUCAAUAACGACCCAUAACGAAAAGAUGUGUGAGUUAAAUAAAAUAAGUGAGCAAGAAUGGAAAAAGACAGAGGAAAACAGUCGGACGGGCACUGAGUAUUCAAGAAUCAUUACUGACCCCAAUACUGGAAAAAGUUACUGCCGGGGAAAAGUUCUAGGAAAGGGAGGCUUCGCAAAGUGCUAUGAGAUGACCGACCUGUCUUCAAGUAAAGUUUAUGCAGCCAAAAUCAUCCCGCACACGCGUGUGUCCAAACCGCACCAGAGAGAUAAGAUUAACAAAGAGAUCGAGCUGCACAGAGCUCUCAGCCAUAAACACAUAGUGCAUUUCUACCACCACUUUGAAGACAAAGACAACAUCUAUAUUCUGCUGGAGUACUGCAGUAGAAGAUCACUGUCCCAUAUACUAAAGGCACGAAAAGUCCUAACAGAACCCGAGGUGAGGUAUUACUUGAAACAGACUGUGUCUGCUUUAAAAUACCUCCACGACCUAGAGAUCCUGCAUCGAGACCUGAAACUAGGCAACCUGUUUGUGGGUGACUCAAUGGAACUGAAAGUGGGAGAUUUUGGGCUGGCUGCCAAACUAGAACCAGUCAGCAACAGACGCAAAACGAUCUGUGGUACACCCAACUACCUGUCCCCGGAAGUGCUGAACAAACAGGGCCAUGGUUGGGAGUCUGACGUGUGGGCUCUGGGCUGUGUCAUGUACACCAUGCUACUGGGUAAACCUCCAUUUGAGACCACAAACCUAAAGGAGACAUACCGUUGUAUCCGAGAGGCCCAUUAUACCCUUCCUGCCACGCUUGCUCUCCCCGCCAAACAGCUCAUCUCCAGCAUGCUUGCACAAAACCCUGUGGACCGCCCACACCUGGACGACAUCAUGCAACAUGAAUUUUUUACCCAGGGCUUCAUGCCAGAAACGCUCCCUGUCAGCUGCUGCCACUCGGCCCCCGACUUCCACAUUUCCAGUCCAGCCAAAAGUUUCUUCAAAAAGGCAGCCGCAGCUCUCUUUGGUGGCAAAAAGGACAAAGCCAAGUACUAUGAAAAUAUAAAUCGGUUAGCCAAAGAGGAGGAAGACAUAUUCAAGCUUAGUCAAGACUUAAGAAAAACUUCCAUAAGUCAUCAAAUUACUACACACUUACCUGAGGAUGGUGGAACUCCGUCAGCACCUACAAGAAAGCCGGUUACCCAGGCAACUGCCAGAAGACCGCAGACAAAAGAUUCCAUUCACUUGAUUGUUAGAGGCAGCUUGGGCAGCUGCAGUAGCAGCAGUGAAUGUCUUGAGGACAGCACCACUGGCACAGUGGCAGAAGCUGUUAUUAGUGUUUUGAGGGGCUGCCUUGACCAUAUGCCUAAAGCUGACAGUCUGCCUAGCCCUAUAGGAAAUGGUUGUAAUAGCUUGAAGUGGGUUACUAAGUGGGUGGACUAUUCCAAUAAAUAUGGAUUUGGCUAUCAGCUGUCUGACAACACAGUGGGCGUCCUUUUCAACACCGGAACACAUAUGAGUCUCUUCUCUGAUAAGAAGAUGGUUCAUCAGUAUGCUGCACUGGGCCAGAAGUCUGUUUUCACUGUUGUCGAUGCUCCUGAGUGUGCCAUGGCCCAGGUCACCAUCCUUAAGUACUUUGCCCACUACAUGGAGGAGAAUUUGAUGGAUGGAGCAGAUAUGAUAAAUGAGCCAGAUCCUCAAAAGACCAGAAUAUACCUUCUGCAGUGGCUGAAAUCAGAUAGAGCUCUGUUGAUGCUUUUCAGCGACGGCACGUUCCAGGUGAACUUCUACCACGACCACACCAAGCUCAUCCUGUGCACACAGCAGGAGGAAUACCUGCUGACGUAUAUCAACGAGGAGCGAACAUCAGCCACCUUCAAACUGAGCAUGCUGCUCAGGGCGGGCUGCACCGCAGACCUGCGCAGCCGUCUGGAGUACGCCCUUAACAUGCUGCUGCAAUGAUGCAACUGAGCCUGACAGAUGAAGAGGACAGUUGGCCACUGACUCAACAAGAACAUGAAUUGACAGUUUGAUUUAUUAAAAGGCCACAGAGGAAUGGUUAUUGAUCUGGAUGUCCUGAAGUACAGAAAGGUUUUAUAUAACUGAGGCAGACUCACUGGAUUUACAGUUCAAGGGCUGAAGAUUAAAUACUGGAGGAAUGAAGUGUUACGUAUAAAUCUGGGCUGGGACCAGGGAUCAGGGAUCUUGCUUGUGUAUGUGGGGGGGGUAAAUGUUGAUGGAUUACACAUUCAUGUAAUACAAAUUAUUGCAAAAAUUAUUGUUUGUUCCUUGAGAUCGCUUUCUCCCUCUGAUCUUACCAAAUAUUGAUUGUGUACAUAAUUCCUUAUUUAUUUAUUUAUUAUUUAAUAAAA
Xyrauchen texanus (razorback sucker) is the source of this 6316-nucleotide messenger RNA. Its product is annotated as serine/threonine-protein kinase PLK2-like. Gene Ontology annotation, molecular function: ATP binding; protein binding; protein serine/threonine kinase activity. Gene Ontology annotation, cellular component: nucleus; cytoplasm; centrosome. NCBI's taxonomy places the organism in Eukaryota, Metazoa, Chordata, Actinopteri, Cypriniformes, Catostomidae. The transcript has 14 exons. The record is from RefSeq and is a predicted model, not a curated record. Bases 3933 to 5906 code for a protein of 657 amino acids. Gene Ontology annotation, biological process: protein phosphorylation; regulation of cytokinesis; mitotic cell cycle.